AUGCCCAAGAACAAAAAAACUAAAACUACACACCACUCCUCAAAAAAUCCCGGCGAUCUCAGCCAGGCGGAAAUCUGGGAUGACUCGGCCUUGAUCAGAUCCUGGAACGACGCUGUUGCCGAGUACGAGUACUACCACAGCAUCCAUGCGCGCGGAGAAGACGUGGAAGAAAUCAUCCGACAAGCAGAGACGGACGAACUUGGGCAAGCGCGAGCGGAAUCCGAAGCUAUCGCUGGAGUGCAAGGGGAAUGGCACGACACCAACGCUGAUGUUGAUGGUGAAGAUGAGGACUUUGAGGAUGGCGAUCUUGAAGACGGCGAAGUCGACGACGAAAAUGAACUCAACGCAGCAAGACGGGCGUUGAACCAAGAAGUUGUAAAAGUGACAACAAUCCAACCCGAUCCGAUACCCGAGACCAAUAAUGCAAAUCCUCAAACUACAAACCACGAACUUCCCAAGGCCUCUCCGCCGAAGAAUCCGUCGAUUGGACCCAACUUACCGCCGACGAAUGCUGAAGCGGAAUGUACAGCUCCAGCUCCGGCAUCUCUGGACCAAACACUCGAGAACGUUAAAAUGGCAUACUACUGGGCAGGCUAUUACUCUGGCCUGUACGAUGGGCAACGUCAGGCUGUCGGAACAAACCCUACGAAACCUCGCCCGGAGCGCAGUGGGUUAUGA
Rhinocladiella mackenziei CBS 650.93 is the source of this 678-nucleotide messenger RNA. RefSeq lists its product as uncharacterized. NCBI's taxonomy places the organism in Eukaryota, Fungi, Ascomycota, Eurotiomycetes, Chaetothyriales, Herpotrichiellaceae. The transcript is spliced from 4 exons. Bases 1 to 678 code for a protein of 225 amino acids. The record is from RefSeq and is a predicted model, not a curated record.